GUAUUUCGUCAGCGCACGCCUGAAGAUGCUAUUAACCUAGUUGCUCGGCUGUUAGAAUACACGCCUUCAGCUCGCAUAACUCCACUCCAGGCAUGUGCACAUAAGUUCUUUGACGAACUCAGGGACCCCAACACCAGACUACCCAACAACCGAGAACUACCACCCCUCUACAAUUUCACCGAACAAGAAAUCAAGAUCCAACCCGAGUUGAACAACAAACUGAUUCCUCCACAUUAUCGUGGGGAACCAGCUAACAGUAGCACGGAGGCGGCUCCUCUGCCGUGGACUCUUCGGAGGGUGCUGCAGCUGCUGCUGUCAAUGAAAACUGAGUUAGAAUGCUGACAGCUCAGCCAGCCACCCCUGCAGCCUCCCCAACUGCUUCCCUGCCCCCUUGUGCCAUUCCGUUGACUGCUCCAAUGUAGAAAAGGCCUGGCUGAAGGGGCUUGGAGGCCUGUCUUCUUGGGUGGAUAGCUGUACCUCAAGCUGCAGUCUGGCUGUUAAACGUGCGGGCCCUCAUGAUGUGUAAAGUGUAAAUACAUUGAAUAAUACUAGUGAAUGACUCCCCAGGCUUGAGGCACCUAGCAGCCACACCGUUUGCUUGUUAUUGCAUACACUGUUGUGCAUGUGUGGCUGGGCCCAGGUGUCCUCGACCUUGAGGCAGGAGCUUGGUGCUGACGGCUAGCCCUCGGGUGCCCCGGGUGCCCACUGCAUGCGUGGUAGCAUACUGCUCACGGGGUCCUGCGAGCACCCAACCCCUCGCCCAGCAGUGGAAUCAGCCUCGGAUGCGUUGUAUUUGUCUUGGACUAUCAUAGUUAGGUCCAUCAUGUCUGCACCAAGUUUUGUAGGCCACUGUUGCAUGGGAGUCUGUAUGCUCUUGACGAGGUGUAUAGUUUGACCAACAGCAAUGUGCUCCCUCUUGUAUUCUGCUGCCUCCCACCUCCCCUGCUGUCCCCAUUACCUUCUCACCUGCAGCAGCUAGUUCACCCCAAGCCAGUGCUAGUGAUGAGUUGUGAGUUGUUGGUGUGUCACACUGAGUUAGUGCCAAUGUUACUUGUAGUAUCACCUCUGUUUGCCCGCCCUGGGCUCACUUUGUUCCUGCUCUUCUGCCAGGGACACCAGCUUCCCAUUGUAGCGUCAGUGUCCCUGGAAUUGCAAAAAAAAAAAUCCAGUUAUAAUUAUUAUUAUUAUUAUCAUAUUAUUAUUAUUAUUAUUAUAAGGCCAGCCUGGGCUUCACUGGUCCCUAGACAGCACAUACACCACCACACUAUUCCAUCACCAGUAGAGGGCGAGGUAAAGGCUUAUUACCAUAUUAUAUGAACUAUAGCCAUCAUAGUGUGGAUCAUUUCUUGUCAUCCAGCCCUGUUACAGCAAAAGGUUGUACAGCUCAUGGCAGUAUAGGCUAGACUGGACAUCAUGCUUGCACUGCAUGCAUGGAAGUCUAAAACGAUGAGGUUUGUGUACUGUCCCUCAGAAUAGGCUGAUGAACUUAUAGAAUGACAAGCAGUCUGUUGCUUGUCUAGCAUUUUAAUGUUGGAAUUCCUCUUCUGUAUAUAGUGUUCAUUUUCACAUUUGCCAUCACAAGUACAAUUUAUACAUAGACAGUUCUUAAAGCGGUCUCUGCAGAUGACCAGGGCUCCAGGCCACUUUGUAGUUCAUCACAGUAUUUGAAUGGAUGCUGCUGUUCCAGAAUCCUGUAUGAUCCUCUGUACUCAUUGAUUGCUGGUGGAGAGGUGUCAGGUGUAUCAUAUUUGUUCUUUCCUUCUUUCUAAUUAACCCUAUUGUGUAAGUGGUUGAGCAGGAAGACGACAAUGCUAACUCAGUAAACUACACCCUUCCCAUCCCCAUCCCCUGGUGGUGUUGUCAGAUACCAUCCAACCAGUGACACUUGCAUGGAAGCCUAGUUAUACCAUCAGUGAUUAGGAGCUUUAGAAGGUCGUACUACAAUAAGGUUCAUUUUCAGUAUCCACAACCGGAAGAAAUCACUUGAACCUCAUUGAACUACUGUCCAGGGCCUUGUAGAUUACUCUUUAAAGCAUUUGCUCAUUCAUGUUUCUCAUUUAUUAUGAUGCAGUGGGAGAACAAAAUAAGUAAACAGCCUGGUUGCUAUUUUUUCUCAUAGCAUGGAUGAAUCAUAGUUUUUAUUUACUCUAAUAAUAUGAUUGGUAUUGCUGGUAGGUACAAAAAGGGUAUUACCCUUCUUGUCUCUUGAAUAUUGAAUACACAGACCGUAUCAGCAGAUGAACUUUAAAAUAUUGACAAGGUUCAUUUCUAUAUAUUGCAGAGUAGGAAGUAAAGCCUUAUUUUAAUCAAAUCAAAAGUUAAUAAAGCUUAAUUGAAAGCUUUACACUUCCUCCAGUGAGACUGUCCAUUCUCCCAGUCAGAUUUGUUUAAUUGCAAAAUCUUAUCGUUUUUUAGUCACACAGCUCAGUGAAAAAUUUCUUUGCAUCCAUGUUUUAAGGGCAACAAGCCCACCAAUACCUCGAUGUCUCAGGCCCGUUUACUGUAAAUUUUGGUUACACAAUAUCUGAUUUUGAAUGUUGUGUUUAUUUUAUAAUUGGGAUAUACACAUUUCACAGACAAAUCAUUUGCAUUGUAAUUUUUUUUGAUCAAGGGUAAUCAGGAAUAAAUUAAGUGGGGCCCAGGAGUGCUUGAGGCAUUGGUGUUGUGCGCCAGACUCUCACACAGAUCAUUUAGGGCCUAGGGCAAGUGAAGUGAAGCAGGAGGGGCUAAUAUAUAUAUAUAUAUAUAUAUUCAAGAGCCAGCAGUCACAUUCCUUCAGUCUUGUUUAUACAGGACAUGGGAUUUUAAGAUUUAUAUAUUGUUUAAACUCAUUUUGGGAAAUAAGCAUGAAUUGUACAUAAUGACAAAAAUCUCAUAUCCUGAGUGAACAAGUUGUGUGUAAUUGUGAUGGUUGGCAUCUCAUCACUUAGUAUAUUCUGCUACUCAUCCAGGGCACGAAAUCAUUUCCUUUCAAAUAUUUUAGUAAAAUGGACAAGUUCAGUGUUGGCUAAGUUUUAGAUGGGACUUUCAAUUAGGUUUCAUAUUCCGUUUCAUAGUGCAAAAUAACAAGCCAUUAUUGAAGUCCCCACAUCAGAAAGACAUUCACUGAAUAUAUCAAUACGUGAAAAUGCAGUGCUGGGCGUUUGUGGGGUAUUGCUGCCAGAAAAUCUGUCACCUUGAUUUGUGGCUUGUUCACUCAAUAGAAAGAAACACAAUUUGUGCAGAAGUAAUAUAUAUAUAUAUAUUAUAUAUAUAUAUAUAUCUAUAUAUACUUAUUAUAUAUAUUAUAUAUAUAAUAUAAUAUAUAUAUUACACGUAUAUAUAUAUAUAUAUAGACUGCAACAUGUAGUGAUAGAGGUAGAACUUUUGCUGGGAGGGGACAUGGCAAGAUCAGGUGUGUGUGCGUGUUAUGUGUGGUGGGUUGUCAUGAAAUGAUUAUUGAAUGAAAAUAAAGUUUACUGUGUUGGGUGUCUAAAUUGGUUGUGGUAAGCAUGUGUAAAAGUAUGACAUAGUUGAUGACCCCAAGUUCCCCUUUUGUAAGCAUAUGAGGAUACCAGGGUAAGUUUAGCAUAUAAUACCUCAUGUACAGAAAAAAGUGAAGAGCAGUAAGAUGGAUAUUGACAAUUAGAGCUUUAAGAGCUCUUGGUUUUUAAUGCAGAACAGAUCUGACAACCCAAGCACUACAAUAAGGAGCUGUUACCUGUUGACAGAUAAGUUUUGCCGCAAUAGUGGGCCUAACGGUUUAUUGUUGUUGUUUAAGUGAUAGGCAUAG
Molecule: messenger RNA, 3772 nt
Organism: Cherax quadricarinatus
Lineage: Eukaryota; Metazoa; Arthropoda; Malacostraca; Decapoda; Parastacidae
Source: RefSeq, a predicted model, not a curated record